Molecule: messenger RNA, 2119 nt
Organism: Xyrichtys novacula (pearly razorfish)
Lineage: Eukaryota; Metazoa; Chordata; Actinopteri; Labriformes; Labridae
Source: the annotation of a GenBank genome assembly
AUGACGGAGAGAAGCAUCGCCGCUCAGACGCUGAUUUAUUUAUCACAUCACUCCUGGCUCAUGUGCCAUCCUCCUCCUCCUCCUCCUCCUCCUCCUCCUCCUCCUCUUCUUCUUUUCCUCCUCCUCCUCUGUGUCUCGGGGAAAAUCAAACUGACAGACGUGAGGAGAGAUGGUGAUGAUGACGGAGUGACAGGAGCAGAUUUCAGCGCAUUAGUCAGAGGAUCUCAGAGGGAAAGACGUCGAGCCGGAGAAAAACUUCUUCAUGAGUCUGCUGCUGCCGUCUGCUCCAGCAUCCGUCUGACCUUUGGCCUCUACGUCAGAUCGGACCCAACUUUCUCAGUCAGUCUCAUCCAGGACCGCAGAGUGUACCUGAUGUAUGUCAGUUACAUGUCCCUGUCAUACAUCAGUGUUCUACGUGUUUCUGAUGAUAACAAUGAUAAUAAUAAUAAUAAUAAUUAAAUAAUAAUAAUAAUGAUGAUAAUAAUAAUAAAAACAAUAAAAAUAUUAAAAACAAUAAAAAAUAAUAAAAAUAAUUAAAUAAUAAUAAUAAUAAUAAUAAUAAUAAUAAUGAUAAUAAUAAUAAAAACAAUAAAAAUAUUAAAAACAAUAAAAAAUAAUAAAAAUAAUUAAAUAAUGAUAAUAAUAAUUAAAUAAUAAUAAUAAAAAUAAUAAUACUAAUAAUCAUAAUAAGAAUAAAAACAAUAAAAAAUAAUAUAGAUAAUUAAAUAAUGAUAAUAAUUAAAUAAGAAGAAUGAAAAUAAAAAUUAUAAUAAAAAUAAUUAAAUAAUAAGAAUAAUAAAAUUUAUAAUAAAAAUAAUUAAAUAAUAAUAAAAAUAGUGAUAAUUAUAACACUUAUAAUAACAAUAAUUUAUUAUUAUUUCGUUGUUAUUAUUUUAUUAUAUUUAUUAUUAUUAUUAUUAUUGUAUUAUUAUAUUAUAUAACUAUUGAAUGUACUUAAUCAUUAUGUACAUCCAUACAUGAGGAUCAGUCAGUGAGUCAGACAGACGGCUGCAGCAGGUACAUUCGGACCUUUGUUCCGCCCUGAGUUUGGCCUCUCAGGCUGAGACAAACAUUCAAACAUAGUUUUAAAACUUUUUACGAACUUUAAAUAUUUUGUAGUAAGAAACUUAAAUCUGAUUGUGUCUCUGUUAGGGAAACUAAUGUGGAGGUUUACUCUGAGAAGAGGGAACAGAAAGGGUUAAGUGAGCUGAAGGUUCGUGUCCCUGCAGACCCUCUGUUUUUACUCCUAAAAUAAGUUUUUAAUGAAUGUGUGUAACUUUUUGAUUUCGUCCUGGAUUUGUCAAACUGUUCUCCUGUAAACAGGAAGUGGUCUAAUUGGAUCUGGCAGAUUCUGCGUGUGAUGGAUUUCAUCAUGAGCUACAAAAAGAAGAAUUAUUUCUGACAGGCAAACAGACUGUCGGUGCUUCUUAUUAAUGGUCUGCUCUUAAUUUAAGUGAGCGACUGUCAUUAAAACGCUGAGACGCUCGUCCUCUUCGAGCUUUUUCCACCACACGAUUUAUCUUUUUGGCUGCUUUAAGCCUCCAAUUUGUAAUGAGUUAUUGGGCUGUUCCCCGAUAUUCCCCUGUGAUUGAGCAGGAAGUAUUCGGGACAUGAUUUAUAGAUGUUAAUUGUGGUGUUCAAAAAAUUCACAAUGGAGUACAGGAGGAGGAAAAAGAGGAGGAGGAGGAGGAGGAGGAGGAGGGGGUGGUGCACAUCUGGAGAAGUCAUCAUGUCUAAAGCCAAGUUUCUGGUCCUGGGAGGAAAGUAAAAGCCAAGCUGAAUGUGAACUAAGCUGCACCCUGGAGAGUACAAAAUAUUUUCCCCCGUCAGCUCGGCCCCGGGCCCCCAGCUCGGCCCCAGGCCCCUCAAAUCCCACAUGUGCCGACCUCCACCGAACCCGGGUCCACAUCAGAUCCAGCUCUGCAGGAGCUCGGAGCGCUCGCUGCCCAAACAAGACAUUUUUGUAUUUGAUAUUAAAGCAGCAUCAGGCGGGACAUCCAUCACUGAGGGGGGAGGAGGGGUGAGGAGGGGUGAGGAUGGGAAAACAAUGUGUCUCCUCCUAAAACAGGACCCACCUGCAGCUCCUCCGUCGCUCCCAUCAAACCAGAGAAGUUCAUGA